CAUGAGCCUGUUGGCCGCCUGUCAGCGCCUCAAAGCGGAGGAGGGAGGACGAGCGAGCGGUACGCCAGUGUGGACGAAGUCCGGAUGGUUAAAUCGAACCUACAAACGAUUUUGAAUAGUCACUGCUUUGCUAGAGAAAAAGAAAGACAUUUAUCCGAGAUGCCAGUCAUCGAACAGACCAGUAAUAAACCGGAAAGUGAAAGUAUCUCCAAUCCCAGGAGGUGCUCCCGCUGUUGCAGUAACCCGUGUCCGGGGCCUCUGUGGUGCUCCGAUGCCCCUCACCCACCCCUGAAGAUCCCAGGUGGGCGAGGGAAUGACCAGCGGGAUCGCAAUCUUUCAGCUAAGCUAUUCUAUUCUGAUGCUCAGUUGCUGGUUCUGGAGGAACCGGCUCCCGCCAACAGCAGAGUGCGUUUCCUGCUCUUCGAACCGCGCUUUUCAGAAGGCAAGACGUGUGUUUGGAGGGCAGCACUUAAAGCGGGCAACCUCUACAUAGAAAUCCCGCCAGGAGCGUUGCCAGAGGGAAGCAAAGACAGUUUUGCUCUGGUGCUGGAGUUUGCCGAGGAGCAGCUGCAGGGUGAGCACGUUUUCAUCUGCUUCCACAAGAGCCGUGACGAUCGAGCAUCCCUGCUACGCACAUUCAGUUUCCUGGGCUUUGAGAUUGUUAGACCGGGUCAUCCCCUCGUCCCCUCCCGCCCCGACGCUUUCUUCAUGGCUUACAGCAUCGAGCGAGACUCUUCCGACGACGACUGAAACGAGCGCUCGCGUACCUUUCUUUCUCAUCCACUUCAAUGUAUUGUAAUCAAACAGGGCAUAUAGGUCUCCUUUAGUCACUCGUGUAACAACGUUUUACUUCCUUUGAUGUCUAGUGAUGACUUCCUGUCCCCCCCCCCCCCCCCCCAUCAUCGUCAUCAUCAUCAUCCGCACAGGCUGAUAUUUAUGAUUAAAUUUGAAUUCGUCGUACUCCUCCAGGUAGAUUUGUUUUCAUAGUAAUUGUGAGUUGAUUCUCCUGUUCAUAUUGAUUUGUGUUUUCUAUGUGUGCAUGAUUUUCAUUUGAUGCUCUGAUUCACUUGAUAGAAAUCUGCAUGUUGAAACUGAACCAAUUAAAAGUGCUCACCUCAUA
This is a messenger RNA of Corythoichthys intestinalis (scribbled pipefish), 1120 nucleotides long. It is a transcript of the gene oaz1a, whose product is annotated as ornithine decarboxylase antizyme 1a. Lineage: Eukaryota; Metazoa; Chordata; Actinopteri; Syngnathiformes; Syngnathidae. Gene Ontology annotation, cellular component: cytoplasm; nucleus. Gene Ontology annotation, molecular function: ornithine decarboxylase inhibitor activity. The record is from RefSeq and is a predicted model, not a curated record. Gene Ontology annotation, biological process: positive regulation of protein catabolic process.